Cyprinodon variegatus (sheepshead minnow) is the source of this 804-nucleotide messenger RNA. RefSeq names its product carbohydrate sulfotransferase 12-like. Lineage: Eukaryota; Metazoa; Chordata; Actinopteri; Cyprinodontiformes; Cyprinodontidae. The record is from RefSeq and is a predicted model, not a curated record. The coding region runs from base 1 to 804 and encodes 267 amino acids. The transcript is spliced from 4 exons. Gene Ontology annotation, cellular component: membrane. Gene Ontology annotation, molecular function: sulfotransferase activity. Gene Ontology annotation, biological process: carbohydrate biosynthetic process; proteoglycan biosynthetic process.
AUGUGUGAGCUUGGCAAAGAGACUCUUUAUGGAAAGAUACUUACAACUGGAAAAAACUUUGAGAACUUCAUUGUGGACGACAGCCGCAAAAUCCUCUACUGUUAUGUUCCAAAGGUUGCCUGCACAAACUGGAAAAGGAUCAUGUAUGUCUUGAAAAAGGGUGAGCCUUACAUCGAUCCUCUAUCUGUUCAUCGCAAUAGUGUACAUCAAACAAAAGCACUGGACUAUCUGACAGACUUCAGUCCAGAAGAAAGGGAAAUCAGGCUGAGGACUUACACAAAGUUCCUCUUCGUUCGGGACCCAUUUGUUCGCCUUAUCUCUGCCUUCCGACAAAAGUUCCAAAGCAUUGAUGAACCCUUUUAUAGCAAUUAUGGAAAGACAAUGGUGAGACUGUACCGUAACCAGUCUGAUCCUCCCAAGACACAGAGAGAGGUAAUAGCUUUAGGAUUGCAACCAACAUUUUACAACUUUGUUCAGUAUUUGUUGGACCCACGAACAGAAAGAUAUGGGCCCUUUAACGAGCACUGGAGACAAAUGCACCGCCUGUGUCACCCCUGCAUGUUAGAGUAUGAUUUUAUUGGUCACCAGGAGACGCUUGAGGAAGAUGCUGGAGAGCUUCUUAAAAUGUUAGAGGUGGAAAACAAAAUUCAUUUUCCGCCCACUAAAAAUGCGACUACAUCUGAUUUCAUCAAGGAAUGGUUUAAAACGGUGCCUCUGGAGGACAGGAGGAUGUUGUACAACCUCUAUAAAUGGGAUUUCAAAAUCUUUGGAUUCAAAAGACCAGAUGAAAUUCUAGAUAGUUAA